CGUCUUUCUCUGGAUCGUGGUUUCCGAAGGAGGCGGAGGUCAGGGUGAGCGACGAAGAAGAGCUCUUGGAGAAGAAGCGAAAGAUGGUGCAGCGUCUCACCUACAGAAAGCGGCACAGCUAUGCCACAAAGUCUAACCAAACCAGGGUUGUCAAAACUCCGGGAGGAAAGCUUGUAUAUCAAUACACAAAGAAAAGGGCGAGUGGGCCAAAAUGCCCGGUUACUGGAAAGAGAAUUAUCGGGAUUCCUCGAUUGAGGCCAGCUGAAUAUAAGAGAUCUAGAUUACAACGGAAUCGAAGAACAGUUCACCGUGCUUAUGGCGGUGUCUUGUCUGGUGGAGCUGUUCGUGAAAGGAUUAUCCGUGCAUUCCUGGUAGAGGAGCAGAAGAUCGUAAAGAAGGUUCUGAAGAUUCAAAAGGCAAAAGAGAAGCAGGCUGCAAAGAGUUGAUCAGUUGAUAUGUCGAGGCCUUUCUAGUCUUAUUUUCUAUUGAAGGGAAUUUUGACUAUAUAAUCAUUAAUGUGAUCCGAGUGUUGUUUUAAAUAUGGCUGCAUUGAAUUUUUUUGGGAGUUUUAUAUUGUUUCUGUUGAACAUGUUGAAGACCUUGGUUUAUUUUCAAUGUUAUUCAGUCGAAUUUGUUGAAGUUAUGAUCACGAUUGUCAAUUUGUUGGAAUC
Messenger RNA from Dendrobium catenatum, 671 nucleotides. RefSeq names its product 60S ribosomal protein L34. Gene Ontology annotation, cellular component: ribosome; cytosolic large ribosomal subunit. The record is from RefSeq and is a predicted model, not a curated record. Gene Ontology annotation, biological process: ribosome biogenesis; translation. Gene Ontology annotation, molecular function: structural constituent of ribosome. Bases 84 to 446 code for a protein of 120 amino acids. The transcript has 3 exons. NCBI's taxonomy places the organism in Eukaryota, Viridiplantae, Streptophyta, Magnoliopsida, Asparagales, Orchidaceae.